UGCCACUUUGGCACCACACAGAACCGACCGCCCUAUUGCUGAUCUAUCCACUUCCACCAUAGUAGCUGAACACCAGCACCGGCAGUGGCCUAGGGGACUUCAAAACGACGACGUAUUGAUAAUGACAAUGGCAUCUCCAGCUUUGCUCUGCAACAACAUUUGUACUCGCUUCUGGGUCUCAUCACUGUGUCAGACUCGGUAUCAAAUGCAAUUGCAUCAACGAAGAAGACCAUCCGUCAACUUCCACACACAACACAACGCCUCCUUACGUUUUGCUCCUCUAGUCUGCCGUGCCUCUCCGCGGGAGGAGAAGGAGGUGGUGGUGGAGGGUGAUGACGGUAUGCGGCGGCUCCUUCAGAUUCUUCUGUGGGGUGCUGAGGGGAUCUAUAUCUUCUGGCUCUUUCUCCUGCCAUAUGCGCCUGGUGAUCCUGUAUGGGCCAUCAGUUCGUACACAGUCAAUUCUCUUAUUGGUCUUUCUCUCAAUUUCUUUUUCAUCUUGCCUUUGAUGAACUCUGUUGGCAUUCAUCUGAUUGAGUCCCCAGUGCUUCACCCGAUGUCUGAAGGACUUUUCAACUUUGUUAUUGGAUGGACAUUCAUGUUUGCUCCUUUGCUAUUUACAGACUAUAAGCGAGACAGAUACAAGGGGUCUCUGGAUGUCUUAUGGGGCUUCCAGAUGUUCCUUACAAACACAUUCUUAAUACCAUACAUGGCUAUUCGGCUGAAUGAUGAAGAUGCAGAGUACAUUCCAAGAAAGCCCUCUCGAUUGGGCUCUGUGAUGAUCCACGGUGCUCCCAUUGUUGGACUGAUUGGUGGGGCUGUGUGUUUGAUAUCUGCAUUGUGGGCAUUCUUUGGUCGACAGGACAGUAAUUUUGGGAGUAUAGCUGACAGAUUGGAGUUCUUGGUAAGCUAUCUGGGAUCGGAGAGGCUGGCUUAUGCUUUCAUUUGGGACAUAUGCCUUUACAUAAUCUUCCAGCCUUGGUUGAUAGGUGACAACCUACAAAAUGUUCAGAAAAGCAAGGUAAGCUUUGUACGUUAUCUCAGAUUUGUCCCUGUGAUUGGCCUGAUUGCCUACCUUCUGUUUUUAAAUCUUGAUGAGGAGCCAUAGCUAGCCGCAGCAUUACUGGUUUUGUAUAUCAAAUAAUUAUCUUAACAGGAAUUAAACUCAAUUUGAAUGGAGAACUCCAUUUAGGACUGUUCUUUGUAUAAGGAACAAAAAAUGGACACAUUCUGUUUAUUUGGCUUCUGAAUCCUUUUAUAGAAUAUCAGCAGAGACCCUUUUGUA
Molecule: messenger RNA, 1282 nt
Organism: Vitis vinifera (wine grape)
Lineage: Eukaryota; Viridiplantae; Streptophyta; Magnoliopsida; Vitales; Vitaceae
Exons: 5
Coding region: 122-1105 (327 amino acids)
Source: RefSeq, a predicted model, not a curated record